Messenger RNA from Phasianus colchicus (ring-necked pheasant), 2982 nucleotides. RefSeq names its product caspase recruitment domain-containing protein 8-like. Gene Ontology annotation, molecular function: protein binding. Gene Ontology annotation, cellular component: canonical inflammasome complex. Gene Ontology annotation, biological process: regulation of apoptotic process. NCBI's taxonomy places the organism in Eukaryota, Metazoa, Chordata, Aves, Galliformes, Phasianidae. The record is from RefSeq and is a predicted model, not a curated record.
UUACCAGUGCCUUUCACACUGAUUAUACAACCUUGAUAUUGUGUAGGAUGCUGACUGCCCUCUCACGUGGCAUUACUUACACGUCUCAUGGUCCUGGGCCUGAAUUUCCACCCCCCAUCUCAAGAAGGGGAGGCCCAACUCCUGAAUGGCUGCCAGGAAUGGGACAAUUCUCCUUGCUGCAAACAAGCCCUAAUUGAAGGUGAGAUGCUCUCUGCUCACAGCACCAGAGGGCCAGCAGGAGAAGGGGACAAAUCCUGUGGUACUGCUGUGCCUGAAGCCCCCAGCAUGGGACAUGAAUGGAUCUGGGCCAAGACACGUGUCUCCAUCUCUAGCCAAGCACACUGGGGCAAAUCAGGCCAGUAUGGGGUAUGAUCCUGGGCUCUCCAUGUUGGCACUCAGAAGGACCUGAAGGAGUCCUAAUGCAAACCAUGACCUCAGGAAGAAGCUCUGCCUCUCUGGCCCUCUGCCUCCCCUGCCUCCCUAUUUUCUUGCCCUGACGCACUGAGCCCAGAGGGGGGAGUGAUGACACACCUUGUUUCCCUGACAUCACUCCACACUUUCACUUUCUAGGGAAGUGACACAGGCGGAAGUAUUGUGGGCACCUGCCUGUUUCCGUCCGAACGUCUGCAGCCCCAAGUCCCAUGCCUCUCACCCACAGACAUCACUGUGUUUCAGAUGGCUGAAAGAGGGAAAGCAGAGAUGGCGGAGACCACACUCAGCUCCACAUUCUCCAUCGUUGUGAAAUCUUCAUCAGGAGUAUUUGCUUCUGUGCCGGUGUCUUUGGACGACACUGUACUAGACCUAAAGAUGAAGCUAUUUGCAUGGGAUAGGAAUUUCUACCCUUUUGAGUCAGUGCUGAUUCAUGAUGGCCAGGAGUUGUCAAACGAACUAACUCUCAGACAUUACAACAUUACCUCCAACAGCAUUGUACACCACAUUUUUAGGCCCACAGGUGAUCAAGAACCAGAAAUGGAACAGGGCAGUCCAGCAGGCAUCAUCUCAAGGAUAGUAUAUGAUGAUGAUCCGGAAGACAUCAUUCCAAUAGCCGAAUUUCAGAGUCCUCGGGGAGGCAUCAUCUCAAGGAUACAUAGCCAGGGCCCUCUGCCAGCCAUCUACUGGAGUCAGGGCACUAUGGUAGGCAACACCUCAAGGAUAGAAAUGCAGGGCGGUCCAGCACACAUUGCCUCAAGGAUAAAAAGGCAGGCCGGUCCAGCAGGCAUCACAUCAACAAGAGCAAAGGAAAUGCAGAAGUGGCCACAGUCAGAUGUCCCAGCUCAGGAGAGAAGCUGUCGCUGUGUGAGGCAGGAACUUCAAGAAGUGAGGCCGAAGAUAGAUCCACACAUUUUGGAGGAACAAAACACAUACAAAGCUUGUCUCCCUGGACCAGGCACCUUCCAGUGCUCUGAGACAGGCCUUGCCUUUGAGGUGGAGUCAGCAGCGAACAUCGUGUACAGAUAUGCCUCCUGGAGCACGCAUCUGAAAGAGGCUGACCAGAAUGUGUGGGUACCAGCUGGGCCUCUUUUCAACAUUGGGGCGCUGCCUGGAACCGUGCGGGCUGUGUAUCUCCCCCACUUCAUCUGCGUGUCAGAUGUAGACAUCAGUGGAUGCUCUAUUGCUCAUUUUGAAUUCCAGAAGAUGACCAUGCAACAACCAACAAAAGUGAUGGCUUUCUCUGCUGUCCUGGAGAAUCCCAGCUUCUCUCUUCUUGGGGUGGUUUGGAGAAAGUUACGUUCAAUCAUUCCUCUCCCUAUGCACUCCUUAGUGCUGAUCUUCCAGCAGCUCCGCGCUGCAAAUACAACCCUACAUCUCUACCUGAUCCCAGAUGACAACUCUGUGAAGCAGGCCAUUGAAAGACAAGAGACAAGCUGGAACUCAAAGCUUAUUCCCAAGCCUCCUCCAUUCAGCCCUCUGUUUUUUGGCCACAGAUACCAAGUGGCCAGUAAUACUCAAGUGAAGAUUACACCUGAACCACACUUGCCAUUUUGCUACAAGAGUCCUAAGGAACAACAGCUCUUUGUUGAGAUCUACAUCAGGAAAAUGGCAGAGGAAAUGGAAUUCUUUAUUACAGAUGGACAGAAUGACACUGUCAUCUGGAGGGCAUCGCUGAGAUCAGGUGAUAUUAGUCUUUCUAGAAAUGUCUCUAAGAUCCCUUCAGGUGCAGCCUUCCUGAAGAAGCACAAGACACAGCUUUGUUCCAGGAUGGGGCAGCUCUCCUCCAUUCUACUAAAUUUGAGGGUUGAAGAUGUAAUCAACAGUGAAGAAGAGGAGGAGGUGCAAGCUCAAAAUACAAAACAAAAGAAGAAUCAAUUUCUGCUGGACCUAGUUGAGAAAAAAGGGUCCAAGGCCCAAGAGAAGCUCUUUCAGGUCCUCCAGACAAAAGACCGAUUCCUUGUUGAAGACCUGGAGAAGAGCUAAGACCAGGAAAGCAGACAGCCUUUGCUCCCAUUGCCAGAUUAAGGGAGUGACAGGAGAGUCAGGCAAAAGGAGAGAUUUGUCAGUGCCUGAAUCCUGACCUUUCUAUGAAAAAAAUCCAUGAUGCAAUGCAAUGCCAAAGCCUUCUGAGCCACCAACUGCCAGGCCUGCUUCCCUUACCUGAUGUGUUCACUACAAGAGGACAGUUGAUCACCACUGAGGAGCUGCUGGAACAAGAAACCGUGGUUCCUAAUCCAGUGCCCAUGUUGUGAAGCCAUCUGCCUUCUGAGAACACAGGGCCUCUGCAGGGUGUCCCGAUGCUCCAGGCAGCUGCUGGUCGAGGAGCUCUCAUCACAGCAGGAAUCUCACAGAGACACAGAAUUGUAGGGGUUGGAAGGAACCUCUGGAAAUCCCCCAGUCCAACACUGCUUAGAGCAGCUUCCCUACAGUUUGUUACACAGGAAAGUGUUCAGGCAGGGUUUGAAUAUCUCCAGCCAGAGAAGGAGACUUUACAGCCUUUCUGGGCAGCUUGUUCCACUGCUCUGUCACCCUCACAGUAAUGUUUUUCCU